This is a messenger RNA of Lutzomyia longipalpis, 3115 nucleotides long. RefSeq names its product ras-like GTP-binding protein Rho1 (gene Rho1). Gene Ontology annotation, molecular function: GTPase activity; GTP binding. Bases 164 to 784 code for a protein of 206 amino acids. The transcript has 5 exons. The record is from RefSeq and is a predicted model, not a curated record. NCBI's taxonomy places the organism in Eukaryota, Metazoa, Arthropoda, Insecta, Diptera, Psychodidae. Gene Ontology annotation, biological process: cell migration; small GTPase-mediated signal transduction.
AUUACGAAAGGUGAUGUUUCUCAGAGAGUUGACAGUUUUUGUAUAAGGCGUAUUUUGUAUUUUUUCAUCACUUUCAAUUUUAUUGAAAAAAAUCUUAAAAGAAAAGUAAGAAAAGCGAUCUGAUUUGUGUAAAAUUGCAUGUAGGUGGUGACGGAACAAAGUAAUGUGGUGUUUUUCCUCUGGCCAAGCUAAUAACCCAGAACCGAUGGCGGCUAUCCGCAAAAAGUUGGUAAUCGUCGGAGAUGGAGCAUGUGGUAAAACUUGCCUCCUAAUUGUGUUCAGCAAAGAUCAGUUCCCGGAGGUGUACGUGCCGACAGUUUUUGAGAAUUAUGUUGCAGACAUCGAAGUAGAUGGAAAACAGGUUGAACUCGCCUUAUGGGAUACGGCUGGACAAGAGGACUAUGAUCGAUUGAGACCUCUUAGUUAUCCAGAUACCGAUGUCAUCCUGAUGUGUUUUUCAGUUGAUUCACCCGAUUCAUUGGAAAAUAUCCCAGAAAAAUGGACACCAGAAGUGAAACAUUUUUGCCCCAAUGUUCCAAUUAUUUUAGUCGGUAACAAGAAAGAUCUUAGAAAUGAUCCUAAUACAAUUAAGGAGUUGGCUAAAAUGAAGCAAGAACCGGUGAAACCACAGGAAGGACGUGCAAUGGCUGAGAAAAUAAAUGCGUUCGCUUACUUAGAGUGUUCAGCUAAAUCAAAAGAAGGUGUUCGUGAAGUGUUUGAGACAGCCACCCGAGCCGCUUUGCAAGUUAAAAAGAAGAAGAAAGCUAGAUGCCUUUUGCUCUAAGAAUUGAAAAAAAAAAGAAAAAAGAAAGAAAAAUAUCAACUAAAAUGAAAAACUCUUACUUUUUUUUUCUUGAGAAGAAGAUUUUAAUGUUACACACAAAAAAAUAAAAGAAAGAAUAUUUACAACUUUUUAUUUACGGAAUUUCUAUAGUAGUGAAUAAAAAAAAGGAAACAAUUUGAUGAAAUAUGUUUAUAAAAAAAACAAAGAAAAUAAAAUGAAAACCAUAAAAUACUUUCUAAUAAAACAUUUUGAGAUUUUUUUUUCAUACGAGGAACUAAGGAGCGAUCAUUCAUGGAAAUGAAGAUAUCUAGCUGAAUCUUCCUUUUUUUUUCUAAAAAAAAAUCAUUUUUAUUUCUUACAAAAUGGGGUGGUUAAGUGAAUAAAUUCAAAGUGAGUAUUUUGGAGUUUUGUUUUAAGAGAUUUUUCUCGAAAACUAAGAGAAUUUGCGCAUGGGAAUGUGCUUAGAUUUCGAGAGAUGAUGUCGCAAAAUGCUUGCAUUUCUUCCCAAUAGCAUUUUUUUCAAUAAAGGCUUCCGUCAAAGAAAUUCCUAUAAUUAACAAAAAUGAAAGAAAGAAAAGAUUAAAAUGAUUUCACAUAUUUCUUUGCAUCUGCAGUAAUUCAAUUUUUUUUCACCUCAUAUUUAUCAAACAUGUGGAAGAAGAGAUUAAUUUCUGGGAAAUUUCAAUUAAAAAUGGGAAAGCACAUUAAACAUCCACAAAUUGUAUCAAUAAUAAAAGAAAAAAGAAACUUACAUCAAUAUAUUCAAUAUAAGCAAAAAGAUAAAAAAAAUAAAAGUAAUUGUAACAUAAUUAUACUUUAAGUAAAUUGAAAGAUGCAAGAAGUUACAAAAAAAAAUGGAAAUCGUUUUAAAAAAUAACAAUUAUAUCCUUUUUCAUAAAAUCAACUAUAUAACGAACUUUUUUCGAUAAAAAAAUGAGACAAAACAUAUUACUAAAAAAAACUAAGCAAUUUGUUUACUAUUGAAAAUUUACAAAAAAAAAGAAGAAAAAAAAUAAAUUGAAAAAUUAAAUUUAAAGAAAAAUUAAGCAAGGAUUAUUGUGUUGAAAAUGCAAUUUUCUUUUUAUCCUUCAUGCAAUGGGAUUUAGUUUGAAAAUUAAAAAGAAAAAAAUACAAAAAAUGUCAAGUUUUUAUUGUAAAAGUUUCUUUUUAAAAUGAAAAGUGCCUAAUUUUCAAUGUAGCUACAUAAAUAAGUGUGUGAACAAAAUUAUGCAGUUUUUAAGAUUUUAUUGUCAUUUUUAAUAUAUAUUUUUUUGCAAUGUUUCCCGGUGAAUAAAAAAAAAUACCUACCCAGCAUGGAAAACCUCAAAAAAGAAAAAAAUCUAUAGGAAAGAUUGCUAGCUUAUUUAAAAAUAAAAAAAAAGAAAGAAAGAGUACGAGAUAGAAGUGAAGAAAAAAAACUAUUUUGUAAUAAACAUCCAUAAAAUUAAGUAUUAAAAUGAUUUAUAGGUGAUUUUUUUUAAUUUAUAAAAAUAAUUUCUUUGUGCUUUCUACGUUUUUCAAUAUUUUUUUUUAUUUCUCUUUAAACAAAUAGAAAGAUUUAUUUAAAUUUUUAAACGUUCACACACACAAAAUACAUUUUAAAUGUUUCUUCAUGAGAAAGAAAACAAACAAAAAAAAUCUAUGCGUGCGAAUUGUACUUUUUGCAGAUAAAAAAAACUGUAAAAUUUUUGAACAAAUUGAUUAAAAGAAAAUCAUAUAGGACGACUCUAUAAGUGAAAGAAAAAUUCGUUUUGCAUAUUUUUAAGUAAAAAAUAUUUCAUAAUAAUAUAUAGUGAAAAUUCCAAUAUCCAACAUGUGCUAAUUCUAUAGCUUAACCGAAUCAUUUUAUACAAAAGAGAAGAAGUUUAAAAAAAAAAAAAGAAAAGAAAAACUACACAGAGAAGAAUAUUUUUGACUUUUUAACUUUAAGUUUAUUUCAGUGGUUUUAGAAGCUCAAAAUUUUUAUAUUUAUGUAAUUAAAUUUCAGAUGAAAAAAAAAUGGUAAAAAAAUGAAUGCGCAUAAAAACGAGGGUGACAUUUUUUUGGUGCUCUCGUCUUAAGAAAUAAAACAAAAAAAGCUAAUUUAAUAUUUCUUUUUUUCCUUGAGAUCAUCCAAAGUCUUUUUUACCGAAACUUACAACAAAAAAAUCAACAACAAAACGACAAAUUGAGUAAAAUAUAAAUCAUAGGAAUUUUUCUUUGAGAAAAUGAGAAUAAUCUACCGUAAAUUGAUAUGGAAACUAUUGAAUAAUUUAAGUAUGUUCAAUCUUUAAAGGAAAAAAAUGUUAUAAUUUGAUGUAAUCUAUAAUAAUAAUAUAUAAAAUGAACGAA